AUGACACUAUCUCCGGAUUUAGAACGGCAGCAGAAGCAGCCGCGAACCGACAUUGCUGUAGCCGAUCGGAGCGUCAGCGAGACGCGUUACUUCGACGACGUGACAAUAACCACGGGCGACAUUUGCGACAAGGAGGAUGGGCGGUUGCUGCUCGCAGGGGCAUGCGACAAUUGCGAGGAUGGCGGCGCGGCUCCGGUGAUAGAAACGACAGCCGUCGGUGAUGGCCAAGGCACCAAUGCUGCUCCUGCUGUUGACAUUUUCCAGGAGGAGGCGGCGGAGGAGGAGGCGGAAGAGGAGGGGGAGGAGGAGGCGGAAGAGGAGGGGGAGGAGGAGGCGGGGGAAGGCGAGGGAGACGAUGGAGAGCCGAGCCUGUGGUCGGCAUUGACGUUCGCAUGGGUGACCCCCACAAUGCGCCUGGGCGCGCGCACAACGCUGCAGUCGGCGGACCUCCCCCCGCCCCCGCGCACCUGGCGCGCGGAUUGGCUGGACGCACAAACGGCGCGCAUAAUGGACGGGGAGCAGGGGGAGAGGGGGCGGAAGAGGGAGGAGCAUGGGGAAUGGGGGCGGAAGGAGGAGGAGCAGUGUGAAGGGGAGCAGGGGGGAAGGCGGGAGGGGAACGGAAGCGGUCAGUUGGUGGUGUCGGGCGGAUGGAAGGCAGGGGGCAGGGGCAGGCGGAAGUGGGCAGAGGACACACGGAAGUGGCCGUUUUGGGCGGCUCUGUACUGGCCGCACCGGUGGGCGCUGUUGCUGCUGGCAGUGAUGUUUCUCGGGGAGUCGAUGCUUCAUGUGGUCAAAGCCGUGCUGCUGUAUCGCAUCGUAAGUGCUGCUGUAUCGCAUCAAUUCUCAAAAACUCCCUGCACAGCAGCAGGGCUGGCUGGGCGCACUGGCAGUGGCGCUGGCCGCGCUGACCCAGCAGCUCUGCUACCGCGCAUACGUCUCCCCUCCCCUUUCCUUCCCCUCCACCAGGUCGCCUACCUGGAAGCGUGUGACAGCAGCAGCAGCAGCAGCAGCAGCGAGGCAGGACAGUGUGGGCCCACGGAGGGCUACCUCACGGCAGCAGGGAUGGGCGCAGUUGCGGUGGCUCUGGCCGUGGUGACCCAGCAGCUCUGCUACCGCGCAUAUGUCGUCUCCACCAACACUCGCACUGCCGCCAUCAGCGCAGUGCAUCGUCACCUCCUCACGCUCACCGCCAGUGCGCUGAGCCACGUCAGCAGCGGGCACUGCAUCAACCUGCUGUCCAAUGACGUGCGCCGAUUGGACGACCUGGUGUUCUGCAGCCAGGCGCUCUGGGUGGCUCCAAUCGAGCUUGUGUUGGUCACGUGGCUUAUAGCGAGGGAGAUCGGAUGGGUGCCCACCAUCGCUGGCAUUGGCACUCAACUGCUGCUUCUUCCGCUACAGCCUGCAGUGGACAGCCGCCCUCAACGCCGUGACGGCUGCACUCUACUUCUCAUUCACCUCCGUGGUGGCUUUCUAAGUCACCUACAAAUCCCCUCCAUCCUCCCCUCUCGUCUUCCACGCAGCCUGCAGUGGACAGCCGCCCUCAACGCCGUGACGGCUGCACUCUACUUCUCCUUCACCUCCGUGGUCGCCCUCGUCACCUUCGCCACCUUCACGUGCCUCGGAGGGCAACUCACCGCAGCCUCUGUGUUCUACGUGCUUACUCUCCUCGAGGUGCGCUGCACCUCUCCUUGCUUCCCUUCCAUGCACCUCCAUCGAGCCAUCCGAAAGGAAAACUGCAUCUCUCACAGCGUGCCUCAGAGGGCACCUCUCACGGCGGCCGCUGUGUUCUACAUGCUCGCUCACGUUCCUCCAGGUACGUCUUUCCUUGCUUCCGUGCCCCUCAGCCGAGCGCUCACGCUUCGUGCUAACUCAGUUCUUGAGGCGCCUCAUAAACACCCUCACGUGCCUCGGAGGCCAACUCACAGCGGCGCUGUGUUCUACAUGCUCGCUCAUGCUCCUAUUGAGUCGACUCAAAAGCAUACGUGCUCGCUCAUGCUCCUCGAGUCCACUAACAUGCCCCACACUUCCCUUCCUCCCCUCCCUCCGUUCCCUCCGCUCCUCCCUCCGUUCCCUCCGCUCCUCCCUCCGGUCCCUCCGCCCCUCCAUACCAUAUCCCCACAGAUCCCGCACUACACCAUGGGGUGGAAGUCCUCACCAUCCUCGGAGCUCGCCUCACAGCCCAGCCACAGCCUCUCCUCCUCUGCUCCCUCACGCCUUCCCUGCCCCCCCCGUGCUGCCUUGGUGCUUGAAAGGGCUUCUUUUGCUUGGGGAGAAGCAGCCGGGGAGGUUAAGGGCGAGGGGAAGUGGGAGAGCAAAGAGGAAGGAGGAAAGGGAUUCAGAGGAAGGAGGAAAAAGCAAGCGCUUGAGGCGAUUGCCGAGUCGACUCAAGCAUCGGCCGGGCAUGUUCUGGAUGUCACCGAGCCUCGCACGGUCGAUGGCACGCCUUAUGGCAAGGGCUACAUGAGCAGAGUCAGGAGUUUCCGACGCAUCCCCAAGGCUUUCCGCGCGCGUUCCCUGCAGCGAUUCAUGAGCUUUCAUGCUGCUGCUGGCCCUUCCCCUGCUGUUGGCCCUUCUGCUGCUGCUGCUUCUGCUGAUGCUGCUGGUGCUGCUGCCUUGGAGGGCACGUGUGUGACUGCACAGGAGGAGCAAGAGGGGCAUGUUGAGAUAGACGGUGCACGCGCACCGAGCGGUCGGGUGGAGGGAGUGAGCGUGAGGGUGGGAGAGGCAGAGCUGCUGGGAGUCACUGGCAAGACUGUUCUACUGUCUGCUGUGCUGCCUGCUGUGCUGCCUGCUGUGCUGCCUGCUGUGCUGCCUGCUGUGCUGCCUGCUGUGCUACCUGCUGAUGGCAAGUCACUGCUGCUGCUGGGUAUCCUCGGGGAAGUGCCUCUCUCAUCCGGCGCCAUGCACCGCUCCGUGCCCUCCCUCGCCUACGCAUCGCAGCAGGUCUGCCUCCCAUUUGCUGCUCAACCUUUGCUACUCGUCUCUCUCUCACCCCUUCCCUACCCACUCCCGCUCCUCAUUGAGGGGACGCCGUUCCUCAUCGAAGGCACGGUGCGUGAAAACAUCCUAUUCGGCACACCGCUAGACGAGGCUCUCUAUGCCAAGGCUCCCCUCCGCAGUCCCAUUUCCCCAUCACCCACUCCUCCCCUUUGCCCACUCCUCCCCUUUGCCCUCUCCUCCCCUUUGCCCUCUCCUCCCCUUGCCCUCUCCUCCCCCCUGCCCUCUCCUCCCCUUUGCCCUCUCCUCCCCUUUGCCCUCUCCUCCCCUUUGCCCUCUCCUCCCCUUUGCCCUCUCCUCCCCUUUGCCCUCUCCUCCCCGCCUCUAUCUCCUCCCCGCCUCCAUCUCCUCGCCACUCUCUCUCAUUCUGCUAGUUAUCGUGUUGGACGCCUGUGCGCUCCGCGCGGACUUGGCCCUAUUGCCACCUGCGACAGAGUGAUGGUGCUGGAUGGUGGCAGAGCAGCGGUGUGUGGCGUGUGGAGUGACAUCUGUGCCCUGCCCGUUGCUCAGCAACACUGUGACAACCCCCCUUUGGGGCCAGACAGUGACAGUGCCGUCUGUGCCACUGCCACUGCCACUGCCACUGCCACUGCCACUGCCACUGCCACUGCCACUGCCACUGCCACUGCCACUGCCACUGCCACUGCCGCUGUCACUGGCUCUGGCAGCAGCAGCACGAACACUGAUGCUGCAGUGCCGCCGCUGCCAGAGCUGACACACAGCACUGCUGCCACCGUUGCUCACCCACAGCGCUGCACAGGCAGCGGCAGUGGCAGUGGCAGUGGCAGCGCUGUGGAUCGCGACUUGAGCUGUGAGAGUAACAGCACAGAUGCACCAGCAGAAUGCGAGGAGGAGUGCACUCACAGGGACUCGUCCUUGAGAGGAAGCGAAGAUAAAUGCCCCGUCAUAAGGACGAGUCCCUGUGAGUGCGCUCCUCCUCGCAUAGGAACAGACGCUGAGGUGGAGAGGGUAGAGGCGGCCAAGGAGGGCGUUCAAAGGUCAUCGCCGUUGAGAGGAAGCGAAGAUGUGGCGGGGAGAGCAGAGGGGUUGAAGGGAUUGGAAGAUUCAUGCAGGGAAGGGGAGAGUGUCCCACGUGGGGAGAAUUCUGAGUCGAUUCAAAGAGACUCGUCGUUGAGAGGAAGUGGCGGAGACAGCAGAGAAGGGGAGACAGCAGAGGGGGUGAAGGGGCUGGAAGAUGCAUGCAGUGAAGGGAAGAGCGUCCCACAUGGGCGCCAGGGUGCCAAGGGCUCGUUGCACAAGUCAGGAAAAGGACCAUUUGCAGCAAGGAGUUACUCCCUCUUCCGGAGAGUGCAGGAGGAGGAGGAGGAGGAGGAGGCGAGUGGCUCCUCAGAAGGCGACGAGCAAGGCCUGCUGGACGUGGAAGGGUGGCAGCGCGGUGCCAUCCCCCUGUCGGUGUUUUGGGGCUACGCCAGAAAGAUACGCGUGCUGCCUCUGCUGCUCUUUGCCGCCCUCUUCCUCGCCGCACACGUCUCCAACGCUCUCGUCAGCUGGUUCCUCGGCUUGUGGACAGAGGCCCCCGAGACCACACCCCGCCCGCUCGCCACCCUCACAGCCAUCGCCCUGUCUUGCGUGGUCCUCUCCCUCCUCGCCUCUCUGCUCCUUCACUUUGCCGCGCUGAGAGCCUCCUCCCGCAUGCACUCACUCAUGCUGGUGUCUGUACUCAAGUCGCCGCUCGCCUUCUUCAACCGCAACCCCACGGGCCGCGUGCUGAACCGGUUCAGUGAGGACCUCGGGGUGACUGAUGACGUGCUGCCCCAGCUGCUGCUGGAUUUUCUGAAUCCCUUCGGCCUGUGCUUUGCCGCGGUGGUAUCGGCAUGCAUAGCUGUGCCGUGGACACUCAUCCCCAUGCUGCCGCUGCUGCUGCUGCUGCUGCACCUGCGGCAUCUGUACGUGUGCACGGCCAUGGAGGUCCGACGUAUGGAAUGCACAACACGCUCCGUGCUGCUCGCCCGCUUCCUCGCCACCAUGGAGGGCCUGACGACCAUCCGGGCCUUCUCCCAGCAGCGCCGCUUCCACCGCCUCUUCCUUUGCCACGUCACCGCCAACGCCAGCCCGCACCUAUUCUGGAUUGCCACGUGGGAGUGGCUGGGCUUCCGAUUGGACCUCCUCGUUGCCGCCGCCCUGCUCUCCGCCACCCUCGCCGCCGUGGCGCUGCGCCACUCGCUGCCGCCCGCCAUGGCCGCGCUGGCUUUGUCUUAUCUGCUGCAGCUGCCGGACUCGCUGCGGUGGGCGCUGCAAUACGGCGUGGAGCUCGAGAACACGUUCACCAGUGUUGAGCGCACACUCGAGUACACCACGCUGCCAGGGGAAGAGCCCUCACCUGCUAAAAGUAAACUCAAGCAGCAGCAGCACAAGUGGCAGCAGCAGCAGCAGCAGCAGCAGCAGCAGCAGCAGCACAAGUGGCAGCAGCAGCAGCAGCAGCAGCAGCAGCAGCAGCAGCAAGACCCCACCACCAAAUCCUCCAUGCCCAGCUUGCUGUUCGGAGCACUGCAAACAGCAAUCAGGCGCCUGCCCUUUAAGCCACUAUUCUCUCACAAUCCGCCUUCCACCCACUGCCAAGCCACCGAUGCAGCACCAAACAGCAAGGAGGAGGGGUACAGUGGAAUCACCCUUAGCUCACCCUGGCCGUCAGCACUGACGGCCGAUGGAAUCACCCUUAGCUCACCGUGGCCGUCAGCAGGGGCAGUGCGAGUGGAGCAGCUGACAGUGCGGUAUGGCAGCACGGGGCUGGCAGUGCUGCGCGGAUUGAGCUUUCGGCUCGCAGGGGGAGAGAAGUGCGGUGUGGUGGGGCGAACAGGCGCCGGCAAGUCCACCCUCAUGCUCGCGCUGCUGCGGUUGGUGGAAGCCUCUUCAGGCAGCAUCUGCAUCGAUGAGGUGGACAUUGCAUCGCUGCCACUCGCCACCCUGAGAAGCAAGGUGGUGGCCAUUCCUCAAGAGCCGGUUCUUUUCAGCCAGUCACUGCGAUUCAACCUUGACCCAAUGGGUCACCCUCCCGAACCCCGUUUCGCACCCCCCAUUCCCUCCCAUCCUGUGCUUUAUCCCUCUCGUUCCCCUAUCACAGCCUCCACAAUGACGAGUCCCUGUGAGCACGGCAGUACUGGCAACGGUGCGCGUAAAGCCGCUGGUGGCCGCUUUUCAGUCAACUCAGAAAUCACUUGCACCCUUCCAUACCCCACCUCACCACCCCCCAUGCCCCAUCACAGGCAGCACAGUGACGAGGCCCUGUGGCAGCACAGUGACGAGGCCCUGUGGUCGGUGCUGGCAACGGUGCGCCUAAAGCCGCUGGUGGCGGGGCUGCUGGGCGGGCUGGAUGGUGCCCUGGCUCAGGGCGGUGGGAACCUCUCCCUGGGGCAGAAGCAGCUUCUCUGCCUCGCACGAGCUUUGCUUGCAUCGACACGCGUGUUGCUGAUGGAUGAAGCGACAGCGAGCAUGGAUGGGGAGAGCGAUGCAGUAAUUAAAGCCAUUCUACUUGAGUCAUUUAAGGAUAGCACCGUCAUCACCAUCGCACACCGCCUCUCGACCGUUCUUGAUUACGACCAGGCAAGUCAGAAGAGCGUUGUGUGUGCCUCCUGCUCACGUCCAUGUGAUGUGUGCGCGCACACCCUUCAUGCCAACGUCUGUGAGUGCAUGUGCGCACACCCUUAA
Closterium sp. NIES-65 is the source of this 6663-nucleotide messenger RNA. The record is from the annotation of a GenBank genome assembly. NCBI's taxonomy places the organism in Eukaryota, Viridiplantae, Streptophyta, Zygnematophyceae, Desmidiales, Closteriaceae.